AUGGGCCUCUGCUUGGCACCUGCGCUGCUGCUGCUGCUGCUGCUGCUGCUGCAGUUGCUGGUCUUGGAGCUUCACACUCAUUCCUUGGCUUCACCGUCUCGGGGAGGCCGGGCCAAAUCUCGGUGCGCCCGACCCACCCGUGACGUGUUGCAGGACUCCCCAGAGCCAGGGGCCGCCCGUCCCCGCGACAGAGGGGCGGUCAGUGCCAGCCGGUCACGCCUCGGAGCCACACGCUGCGCUCCUCCGAUUCCGCGCGCCCCGCGCCUUCAGAGGGCGUGGCCGGGGGACAAGCGCGCUGGUAAGGCUCCCCGAGAACUGCAGCUGUCCGCCGCUCCCUCAGGGUCACCUGGCUCGUCCGGACGGAACCGAUGCCUGGACGCGGCCGAGGCGUGUACGGCGGACGCGCGGUGCGAGCGGCUGCGCACCGAGUACGUGGCUCAGUGCUUGGGUCGGGUCGGGGCCGGAGGCUGCCCCCGGGCCCGCUGCCGCCGCGCCCUGCGCCGCUUCUUCGCCCGCGCGCCUCCCGCGCUCACCCACGCGCUGCUCUUCUGCCCGUGCGCCACCGCCGCGUGCGCCGAGCGCCGGCGCCAGACCUUCGUGCCAGCCUGCGCCUUCGCGGGGCCCGGGCCGGCGCUGCCCUCCUGCCUCGCACCCUUAGACGCCUGCGAACACAGCCGGAUCUGCCGGCCCCGCCUCUUGGCCUUCCAGGCCUCCUGCUCGCCCGCCCCCAGCGCCCCCGACGGCUGUCUGCUGGAUGAGGCCCCCAGCUGCCUGCGUGCCUACGCAGGCCUCGUGGGCACCGCCGUCACUCCCAACUAUGUGGACAACGCGAGCGCGCGCGUGGCGCCUUGGUGCGACUGUGGAGCCAGCGGAAACCGGCGUGAGGAGUGCGAAGCCUUCCGGGGGCUCUUCACCAGGAACCGCUGCUUGGAUGGUGCCAUACAGGCCUUUGACAGUGGGUGGUCUACAAUCCUGAAGAACCAGCCAGAUGUCCGCCAGGACCCUGAGCACAGCCUCCUGCAGCCCCUGCUCUGACUAGGACGGCCAACCUUGGACGACAACAUCAUACUGACAGCCAUACUGCCUGGGAUAUAGGGCCCCAUCUGCACCCUCUUGCCCCCUGAAAGUGGACUGGCUUGCCUCCCAAGCUGACUCCAGUGCUCUUGCACUGCUGUUCUUUUUAGGUCUGGACACCCUGUGUGCCUGUUCCCUAGAGUGAGGGAUUUGGGGCUGAGGGCCCGAUGCAAAGCCCCUAGUUUCCCUUUCAGUGGGUUUCUUGGUUGUAGGUCCUUCUGUCCACUGACCUUGGAACAGUCAGCUUCUCCUACAGGGUAGGGAUGGGAAGUGGUCACCUUUGUAGCUAAGGCCUCAGUGGGGCCCCAGAUCACCUACAAGUCAGAAACCAUCCAAAUUCCAAGAAUUUUAAGAGAUUUUUACCAGCUUCCCCGAAGAGAACAUACCCUAAGGAGUACAUCUGGACAGACUUACAGGUAAACUUUUUUUUUUAACACUGCAGCCUUUCAUGGCACCUUCCCAGGGAGGCACCACCUGUCAUGAUAUCCACCUAGGCCCCAUCGACUAAUGUUAUUAAGGUUCUUCCCAACCACGAUAUGCUGCUUGGUGGGCACCACCUGGAGUGAGAUUCCAGUCCCCUGCAUUGCACUGGUCAUGUCACCAUCUUCCCUGUGGUUUAACCUAGCACUAUGAAUGGCAACCAUAGCUCAAUAAACCUGUAUGCA
Mustela erminea (ermine) is the source of this 1739-nucleotide messenger RNA. It is a transcript of the gene GFRA4, whose product is annotated as GDNF family receptor alpha 4. Gene Ontology annotation, molecular function: glial cell-derived neurotrophic factor receptor activity. Gene Ontology annotation, biological process: nervous system development. Bases 1 to 1035 code for a protein of 344 amino acids. The record is from RefSeq and is a predicted model, not a curated record. The transcript has 7 exons. Lineage: Eukaryota; Metazoa; Chordata; Mammalia; Carnivora; Mustelidae. Gene Ontology annotation, cellular component: signaling receptor complex; external side of plasma membrane.